Messenger RNA from Benincasa hispida (wax gourd), 1629 nucleotides. Its product is annotated as aminotransferase ALD1, chloroplastic-like. NCBI's taxonomy places the organism in Eukaryota, Viridiplantae, Streptophyta, Magnoliopsida, Cucurbitales, Cucurbitaceae. Gene Ontology annotation, biological process: biosynthetic process. Gene Ontology annotation, molecular function: pyridoxal phosphate binding; transaminase activity. The record is from RefSeq and is a predicted model, not a curated record.
UUUAUUGGACAGAUUGUAAACGAAGAAAGCAUAUAAAGGGCUGAAAAUUUUGGCAUUGAAAAUAAGAAGAAGCAAAAUGUUGAAGCAAAUGUUGGAUUAUGCUUUCCAAGUUUCAUCAUGCAUUUCCUUGCAGCCCAAAUCCAAGCUUCAUUUUGAAAGUUUGAAGCACGUGAAGGAGAAUAAAAGUGGUCACUGCACAAAAGUCAUGCGAAGCGUCAAUAUGGAAAACUUGAGGACUGGAUAUUUAUUCCCUGAGAUAGCUAGACGAGAAUAUGAACAUUCUCAAAAGUAUCCAAAUGCAGAGAUAAUUAAACUCGGAAUAGGUGACACUUCAGAGCCUAUACCAGACUGUAUUACAUCAGCCAUGGCAAAACAAGCACUAGAUCUGUCAACUGUCAAAGGCUACAGUGGGUAUGGAGAUGAGCAGGGUAACAAGGCACUGAGAAAAAGAAUUGCUGAAAAGUUUUACAAAAACAUGUGCAUAAAGGGGGAAGAAGUCUUUGUCUCUGAUGGAGCUCAAUGUGACAUCUCUCGCCUUCAGAUGCUUUUAGGGUCACACGUAACGGUGGCUGUACAGGAUCCUUCUUUCCCCGCAUACAUAGAUUCAAGCGUGAUUUUCGGACGAGCGGGGGACGUACAAGGGCAAAACGGUAAAUACGAGAGAAUAGUGUACAUGGAAUGUAACCCAGACAACGGGUUUUUUCCAGAUUUAUCAAACACUCCCAGAACAGAUAUUAUCUUCUUCUGCUCUCCGAACAAUCCCACCGGAACCGCCGCCUCGGCCGCCCAACUCCGCCGCCUCGUCGACUUCGCCACUGCCAAUGGUUCUAUCAUCGUCUACGAUUCCUCCUACGCCGCUUACAUCUCCGACGGCAGCCCUACCUCCAUCUUCCAAAUUCCUGGAGCCAAACAGGUCGCAAUUGAAAUAUCGUCCUUCUCCAAAUUCGCAGGCUUCACCGGGGUCCGCCUCGGAUGGACGGUGGUCCCGGAGGAGCUAUCGUACUCGAAUGGAUUUCCAAUCAUAAAGGAUUACGAUCGAAUCGUCCGUACGUGCUUCAAUGGCGCCUCCAACAUUGUUCAGGCCGGUGGCCUUGCUUGCCUUUCCACUGAAGGUUUUCAGGCAGUGAGCAAUGUGUUAAAUAACUACAAGGAGAACGCCAAGAUUUUGGCAGAGGCCUUCCGAGGUCUGGGAAUGGAGGUUUAUGGAGGCCAAAACGCACCGUAUCUGUGGGUGCAUUUUCCAGGAUCAAGCUCGUGGGAGAUAUUUGCAGAGAUUUUGGAGAAGACACACAUCGUGACGAUUCCGGGAAGGGGAUUUGGUCCCCGCGGUGAGUCGUAUAUACGAGUCAGUUCUUUCGGCCAUAGAGAAACCAUUCUAGAAGCUUCCCAGCGGCUCACAAGUCUUGGCAAAUUAAACUUCAAUUGGGUGAGAGAAUAAUUUAAUGGAUUUUCUCGAGCCGUUAAAACUUUAUAUUAUAAUUUUAAAAUUUUCGUUAUGAUAAAAGUGAAAAUUAAAUAAAUAAGUGAGAAAUGUUUUCUUCUUGAGAGAAAACUCUAGUAAUAGUUAAUAAAGUUUAAUGUAAUCUUAUUAUGUUUCAUAAUGUAAUACAAUUGCUAUUUGUCCCUUUA